CAUGUGUGAUCAUAUGAAUCAUUUGCGUUCAGUGUUCACGGUGAUGAGUUCUGACCCUAUGGUCAUAUGACUCGUUUGUGUGUGCAGUGAUCGGUGGCUGGUUUGAUUCAGUAGUGUCCGGUGGUCGGUCGGUCAUGAGUCGCGCUCUGCUCGCGGUGUGUGUCGCGCUCGUCGCCGCUGUCGGUGAGCCGCUGUCGGUCCCGCCGCAUGAGGAGGUCGCUCGGAUGGCCCGGUUCGUGGUCAGUAAGUGCGACUGGGCUUCGAUGGCGACGAUCUCCACUCACGAUCCGGUAAAAGGACAGCCGUUCUCCAACGCCUUCUCCAUCAGCGACGGGCCCGUGGGCAACGGAACCGGAACCCCGUACAUGUACCUCACACACAUGGAGAUCUCUGUGCAGGACCUGCAGGUGAAUCCGCAGGCGUCUCUGUCCGUGUCUCUGGCUCAGACCAGCUACUGUAGGAAUCAUGGAUUCGAUCCUCAGAGUCCGCUGUGCGCCCACAUCAUCCUGUCCGGCUCCGUCAUGGAGGUGAACGGCAGCGAGGCGUCGUUGGCCAAAGCCGCUCUCUUCAGCAGACACCCGGAGAUGAUCGACUGGCCCACAGACCACAACUGGUUCUUCGCCAAGAUGAACAUCACACAGGUCUGGGUGCUCGAUUACUUCGGCGGAGUGAAAACCGUGACGCCGGAGGAUUAUUACCGAGCCACUCCGUACCGGAAACACGGAAGUGACAGUCAGUGAUCUUGGUGAAGUGGAUCAGAAUCACCGAUGGAACGUUUCAGAAGAGACUUGGACUGAUGAAUGUUUCUCAGGUCGACUCUGUUUGAAUCGUGUGUGUGUGUGUGACGUAUCAGUCACGUCUUGUUCGUUUCUCCAGAACAUGAUGUGGAAAUCUAGUUACUACAUUUUUCGUAAGCAUUUUAUAAAAUGCUUCAGAAUGAUUUUUGCAGUUUGCACAGGCUGUUCCCUUCGGCCGUUUGCAGAUUCACACUGAAUGCAAACGCAGCGCGACAUCUUGAUCUAAAUCUUAAGAAAGUCUCGUGAGAUUCACGUGUGAUCCAGAUGUUCAGUUUGAUGUCCUUCAGCAACUGACCCUUGACCUUUGACCCCUGCAGCAGGAAAUAUGAAUUUUUGCUCAUUUUGCUUGUCGAUCUGUUUUUACGCACAUCUGAUGUCUGAAACCACAGACGCCAGUCAAACGUCAUUUACUCCGAGUGAUUAUUUUUCUAACGCUGAUGUAUAUUUUAAUAAGUAUCUGGUUGUGCAGUGAAAUAAAGAGCUGAUCUUUG
Messenger RNA from Labeo rohita (rohu), 1288 nucleotides. It is a transcript of the gene creg1, whose product is annotated as cellular repressor of E1A-stimulated genes 1. The coding region runs from base 135 to 740 and encodes 201 amino acids. Lineage: Eukaryota; Metazoa; Chordata; Actinopteri; Cypriniformes; Cyprinidae. The record is from RefSeq and is a predicted model, not a curated record. The transcript is spliced from 4 exons.